Molecule: messenger RNA, 3577 nt
Organism: Salvelinus namaycush (lake trout)
Lineage: Eukaryota; Metazoa; Chordata; Actinopteri; Salmoniformes; Salmonidae
Product: mitogen-activated protein kinase kinase kinase kinase 2-like
Exons: 32
Coding region: 46-2817 (923 amino acids)
Biological process (GO): protein phosphorylation
Molecular function (GO): ATP binding; MAP kinase kinase kinase kinase activity
Source: RefSeq, a predicted model, not a curated record
ACCUUGCGUCCAGUGGUUGAUUCGCUGGAUGUAUUGUUGUCAUGAAUGAAUAAAAACGUGCGUGUGAGUCCGGGCGCAGUUCAGUCUGUAAGCAUGGAUACCACUAUUGGAGUCUCGUUUUUGGACCCGUUGAAUGAUUACGAGUUAAUUCAACGUAUUGGGACUGGCACGUAUGGUGAUGUGUUCAAGGCUCGAAACAUCAGGAGUUCAGCAAUGGCAGCCAUCAAAAUAGUCAAACUGGAUCCUGGUGAUAUCACAUCCAUCCAGCAGGAGAUCACUAUGAUGAAGGAAUGUAAGCACAAGAACAUCGUGGCCUAUUUCGGCAGCUAUCACAGGAACACAAAAUUAUGGAUAUGCAUGGAGUACUGUGGAGGGGGGUCGUUACAAGACAUUUACCACGUGACUGGGCCGUUCAAGGAGAAGCAGAUAGCCUACAUCUGCAGAGAAACCCUCCAGGGCUUGUACCACCUGCAUGAGACAAGUAAAAUGCAUAGGGACAUAAAGGGAGCAAAUAUCCUCAUCACAGAACGAGGAGACAUCAAACUGGCUGAUUUUGGAGUUGCUGCAGAGAUCAGUGCUUCUGUAGCCAAGAGGAAGUCUUUUAUAGGAACUCCCUACUGGAUGGCACCGGAGGUGGCAGCAGUGGAGAAGAAGGGGGGGUACAACCAUCUGUGUGACAUCUGGGCGGUGGGCAUCACGGCCAUCGAGCUGGCAGAGCUCCAGCCACCUAUGUUUGACCUCCACCCUAUGAGAGCCUUGAUGUUGAUGUCAAAAAGCAGCUUCCAGCCUCCCAGGCUCAAGGACAAGACCAAGUGCAUCCAUAUUCUCCAGGAUGGGUAUGUGUUUCUGCUGUCUCAUCUCUGUCGCCCUCCCCGAAGGUCUGCAGGGUUCCAGAGCUUUGUGAAGAUGUCCCUCAUCAAGAACCCUAGGAAGAGGCCGUCGGCCGAAACUUUACUGCAGCACCCGUUUGUGACCCAGUUGCUGACCCGUAACCUGAUUAUUGAGCUGCUGGACAUGGCCAAUAACCCUGACCUCCACUCCACACACAGCAUGGACGACAACGAUCUGGAGAAUGGAGAAGCUGCUCCUGAUAAGAUCCAGUCUGCAGGGAAACUCCUGCCUGCAGAGAGGACUCUGUCUGAAGAGCAGCUUGACCAGGUGAAGUUUGGGCCUCCGUUGAGGAAAGUGACAGAGCCUUAUCCUGAUAUGCAAAGCUCGUACGGAGACGAUUGGGACGUCUCAGAAGAGGACACUGAGUCACCGAGCCUGUUGGAAUGUGUGGAGGAAGCUCUGCAGCUGAGGAGCUUAACCAUUAAGAGAGUGCCAUCUGCUGGUGGGGGUAAAGGUGGGAGGAAGAGUGGGUUAUUCAGCCCUUCCACAGCCUCCCUGCCUGCCAUCAGCUCAUUCUGUCCCACCCUGGAGGACAAGGACCUCACCCUUGGCCCCAGCUCCAGCCUGGGGCCCGACUCCACCCACACACCCAAAAACUUCACGUCAGUCUUGGCCAGGUGUUCUGCAACUCAGGACAUCAGCAGACAGUGGUGUAGUGACCCCAGUGUUUCUGAGGGGGGUGCCGUACAGGCAGAGAAGAAGAAGACAGAAGGGGUGACCUCAUCAUGCAGAGAAACCUCUCUCUCUCCAGAGUGGAGCACACUGAGGAGGAAGACGAACUCUAGAGCUGAUUGUCAUGGACUCCCUCCUACCCCUCAAGUUCAUAUGGGUGCCUGUUUCUCUAAAGUCUUCAAUGGUUGUCCUUUGAAGAUCCACUGUGCUGUGACCUGGAUUCUCCCUAAAACUAGAGAUCAGUAUCUUAUUCUGGGGGCAGAAGAGGGUGUCUACACCCUCAACCUCAACGAGCUCCAUGAGGACACCCUGGAGAAGUUGCUCCCACAGAGAUGUACCUGGCUGUUUGUCAUGAACAAUGUCUUGAUGUCCGUAUCAGGGAAGUCUUCCCAGCUGUACUCCCACAGUCUGACGGCUCUGUUUGAACAGAGGGGCCACAAGCAGCAGAAACAGAGUCACCUGUCCCUCAGUACCAACCGCCUCACUGAGAGGAUCAACCCCAGGCAGAGGGGGAAAUAUGCUGUAACUGUGAAGAUACCAGACACUAAAGGCUGUCGAAGAUGCAGCGUGGCAAGAAACCCACACACAGACAGCACGUUCCUGUGUGGGGCUGUACCAUCAGGUCUAAUUCUACUCUUGUGGUAUGAGCCUCUGCAGAAGUUCUUGCAGCUCAAGCAUAUAGACAUACGUCUACCGGAUUCGCUCCCUAUCUUUGAGCUACUGGUGUUAGUGAAGGAUGAGUUCCCACAGCUAUGUGUCGGGGUGGGGGACUGUGCUGCAGAGGGAGGGAAACCACCAACCAACCAGCAGCUGAAGUUCGACAUCAUAGAGUUGAACGGCACACCAAAUUCUUCACCAGAGAGUACGCCGGACCGGGGCCGGACCGGAGCCGGACCGGGAGCCAUGCAGGCAACACAGCUGGACAGAGACACGGUUCUCAUUGUACUGGAGAAGACUGUGAAGAUUGUCAACCUACAAGGUCUUCCCUCCAAGGAGCUGGCUGCUGAACUUGUCUUUGACUUCCCCAUUGAAACACUAAUUUGUUUACAGGACAGUGUUCUGGCUUUCUGGAAGCAUGGUCUUAAAGGGAGGAGUCUUCACACAAAUGAGGUCACGCAGGAAAUCACAGACGAAAGCAGAGUAUUCCAGGUCUUGGGGACGAAUAGGGAUAUUGUCCUUCAGAGUACUCCCACAGAGGACCCGUCAGCCAUGACCAACCUCUAUAUCCUGACUGGCCAUGAAAGCAGCUACUGAGAGAAGAGAGAAAAGGACUGAAAGAAAAUAAUAGAUAUUGGGAUUUAAGUAAGAAGAGAAGAAGAGUGUUUCUUGAGAUGGGAAGUGCUUCUCUGGCACCUAAUAAACUCACUGUAGACUUGUCUCAAACUGAGCUAACCCCCUCUACCUGCAUAUGGGGAACAUACAGACCAUGGGGGACUCUCACACACUAAACCACAGGGAGAUAACUGAGCUGGUGUGUGUUUGAGGAAGGACUUGUAAAAAAAGACUUGUCAGAGAGAGCCCCCUGUCGUGACCUCUAACCCCUUGAAUGGCACAAACUACUUUUAACCUUACACAACCCCAUUGUCUAUUUUUACUGGUAUGACUGAUAACUGAAGUCUGACCUGUCUCCUGAAACAACAUUGUGAACACCACCCUGCUCUGUCCAUUAACUGUAGUAUUACUAUGUGACGUCAUGGCAUAGGUGGCGCUGCUCCAAGAUGUCAACAUAAAUAGUUUAGAAAAUAUGUGCCAUAGAAUCAGAGUGCCAAAACAUUCUAAAAGUGCUUUGAAAGACUUUACUGAGAUCAAUUUAAAGGCGUGUUUCCCAGACCCAGAUGAAGACUAUUCCAGCAUUAAAAAGAGCUUGCAACAUGUGUUUGUUUGCCACAAAGUGCUCAAAGACUGGUAGUGAUACUAUGUUGUGUUUAAUGAUUUUGGUUUGGUUUGGUUUGGUUGUGCAGUAUGAGGCCCAAUGUAACACUCAUCAUCCAUGAAAUACACUUGAAGGAGCAUG